GAUGAGCAAGCAAUAGAGAGGAGGUGGGGAGAGCGCUUUGGUUCGACGAAGAAGAGAGGGAAGAAGGGGGUGGAGCGUGAGGGACGGUGGAAGGCGUGAUCGAUACGAGAAGGGGGACGGUCUCAUCAUCCUCGGAAUCCGGAAUCUAGGGUUUCGUCCUUCCCAGGCGAAAAGUGUAAUGUCACAUGCUCAUGCUCAUCCUAAUUAUGGUUAGAUGAUUCAAGUAGCAGCAUGCUGCAAUGAGUUGAUUAUUGAAGCUUUUAUAUGCUUGUUUUCUCUUGUGAGCCAGAAUGACACUUGAAGAUUUCUUUACUCUAACUGAGAUGAGAGAUGGGCUCUCGAGUCUUGCGAGGGUCGAAGAGCUGCUUUCCAUGAUUCAAAAGUUGAAUGAUUGUACUACAAGUAACUUGGGUGAUGCAGUUAGACAAUGGUCUACAGUUGCAGGUGUUUUAGCAGCCACUGACCAUAAGGAAUGUCUUAAUCAAUUUCUCGAGUUAAAUGGACUUUCGUUGCUUAAUCAAUGGCUUCAAGAAGCACUAAACCUCAGUGUGGAUGUCAAUGGCAUAGUUGUGGAAGAACUGAUCUGUUCGUUACUGACAUCAUUUGAGAGGCUUCCUAUUGAUCAUAAAAGGAAAAGUACCUCUGGGAUUGGAAUUACUAUUGAGCUCCUUCUUGAUCACAAAAGUAUUCCAAUUAAAGAGAAGGCUAGAAUUCUGUAUGCUAAAUGGGAGCUCGUAAGGAACAAUGAUAUGAGUUGUCAUGAUCAAGAUCAAUGCAGGGCCAGUGAAAGUAAUCAUCCCCGAACUUGUGAGGAUGUGAAGACAAAUGAAAAUUGUUCGAACUUAGUUAAUUCAGUUGUUGAUGUUCCUCCAUGCUUGGACAUUUCUUCUCUCAAUUCUACUGAAAAUGAGAGGCUAACAACACCAAAUCAAGUUCUUUCCAUGUCAUCGAAUCCCAUCAAUUCAAAUGCAGAGGUAGCAGGUGUGAACUCAUCAGGGUCAUCCAUCAUCUCAAAUUCCUGUCCAGAAAAUUUGUCUAUUACAGUAGAGUCUUCUGUUUCUGUUGCUGUUGCUGUAGGAAACCCCUCUGCUAACACUUGUUCACAGUCUGAUCAGAAGGGAGAUACAGAUGAUCAACAUGAUGUAGCAGUGUUGAAAGAUGUCCCUGAGGUUGUGAAAGGGAUGGAGUUGGAUAUGAGGGAAGGUAAGUCAUGCAAAUCCAACCAGAGAGAAACUUACAGUAAUUCUUCUUCUCUUGCUUUCUCUGCUUCUUUGACACCAUUGAUGGCUGCUACAGAGCCUAUGAUUGCAUGCAAGAUGGAUUCUGACAAUGAUGCUUCUUUUGCAUCAAAAACAAUGGAACAUCAGCCGAAGGCUGGGGAUUUUGACCAUGGGAGGGAAAAGAGUUUGAUAACAGCCAAGGACUCCAACCCAGCUGUAAAUCUAACUAGUGGUUUUCAAGAUCUUUCUUGCACCGCAAGCAUUAUCAACAAUAUAGGUGAUCCUCAGUUACCUUGUCAGAGGGAGGAAGCCUUGACUGGCAUCGUUAAAGACAUUGAUCAUGUUACCAAAUUUAAGAGCCGUAAAGGUCAUUUUGAAACCUCCACUGAUUUCUUUAAAGUUGUUGGAAUUAAGGCUAACAAAGAGAUCAGUCAAAAGUCAGAGUUGGGACUUGAAUGCUUGGAUGAUGCGUUAGAGGUUGCAAGGCAAGUUGCUAUAGCAGUGGAAAGAGAGGUGGUUGAUUAUAGAGAGCCCUUUUGUAGCUCUCCUGAGUUCAAUUCUGGAGAAACAACUGGUUCUCAUAGCCCUGAAUCUGAAGAAGAAAAACACGAUCGAGCAGUGACUGAGGAAGUUGAUGCUGAUAGUUCAUCAGCUGGAAAAGAUCAUUCUGGUACCUCAUCUCCUGAAAAAGAGUCAGAGAUCACACAGAACAUGAGUUCUGAUCCAGAAAUUUCUGAACAAGAUAUAGAAUCAACCAAGCGACAAGAAUUAGUUGAUAAGUCCAUUAUGAUUAGAUGUACCUUUGAUUUGAACGCUGAUAUUUGCAGCGACAAACCUGAGUGCUCGAUAAGGCCCAUUCAGAAAAUUCCUAUCAAUGUGACCGCUCCUAUUGCUGUUGUUGCUUCUUCAAAAGGAGCUCCAGGGUUGUCAGUUACUCCUCUCCAUUUUGGAGGUGAAGUGGGAUGGAAGGGCUCCGCUGCUACCAGUGCUUUUCGACCAGCAUCUCCUCGAAGAACACUAGAGGAUGAAAGGAUUUCUUCUGGAUCAAAGCAGAAAUCCAAUUUCCUACAAAUCGAUUUGAAUGUGACUGAAAUGGUUGAUGAGGUGGCUGAUAUACCUGCAUCUAGGAGACAGGUGCCUGCGUCAUCUAGUCUUCCGUCUGGAGAUUCAUGUGUGGAGGUCAUUUCCAGAACAGAGAAGAAGCUGAAUUUGGAUCUUAAUCGCCUCAGUGAUGAGGAUGCCUCCAUGAAUCCCUUCUCAUCUUGGAAGCUACAUUUUCAACAUGGAGAGCAUAGCUUAUCGUCAGCUUCUUCUUCGUCUUAUAGACAACCAUCCCUUAGAGACUUUGAUCUGAAUGACAACCCAUCACUCCCUGACAUUGGUGGUUCUCACAACUUUGAUAAAUCAUCUACUAAAGCCUCUGAAUAUUGUGUAGGGCCAACACCUUGUGAUCCUGUCAUUAAAAUCAUGGGAUCAAAAAUUGCUGCUGAAAGGAAGGAUAAUGGCAACCAAGUGCAGCAUUCAUUUCUACCGAAUGGACUGAACAUUGAGCCUACUAUGGUUGCUAGACCACUAUUGCCUUGUACAAACAUGCCAAACCUUGCAUAUGGAUAUGCUGGACUUCCAAGUGCACCUACCAUGACAGUUCCUGCAGCAUAUUAUUCCCCUGGGAGCUUUUCUUACAUGGUAGACCCAAGAGGCGCUACACACUUACCACAUAUUACUGGUGCAGGAGGACUCGGUGGACCAUCUGCGAGGCCACCAUUUCUUUUGGGUGCCACCAGUGUGCCCUCAAAUAUGGCUGGUUUUGGUUCUUCACGAGCUGGUUUUGACUUAAAUGGUGGGAUGACAUCAAAGGAAGGUGGCCGGUUUGAACAAUUCUUUCUGCAAGGUCAUAGAGGUCGAACAGAAGAUCAAACAAAGACUAGUGCACAACCUUCUAGUUCGGGCAUCGCAUUGAAGCGGAAAGAGCCCGACUCUGGGUGGGAGCCUUCUCUGUAUGGUUUCAAGCAUACGAUGUCCCGACAGUAGUUUUCUUAAAAUUUAUCGGGGAUUCUUGAUUACAAGGGAUGUCUUGGGUUAUAGAUAGAUAGUUGCUUAACCUAUUGGCCCUUGAAGAUGGUUGGCCGAAUUGUGGCAUUGGUAGGUGGAUAAAUGAAUAAGAUUAUAGAUAGUGGUAAUGGUUGUUAAUCGCCAAUGUGUUUGUAGGUUUAGUUGUUUUCACUUGCAUCCAUUAUUAUUUAUCAGUGUAUUCCACCGGGUGGAAGCUCGGCGCAUGUACAUCUGACAGACUCUGACAUAGGGAAUGAGUCGUGGCUUUUUUACACAGUUCAUUUAUUUUGGCUGAA
Musa acuminata AAA Group (dessert banana) is the source of this 3568-nucleotide messenger RNA. RefSeq lists its product as uncharacterized. The transcript has 2 exons. Lineage: Eukaryota; Viridiplantae; Streptophyta; Magnoliopsida; Zingiberales; Musaceae. Bases 291 to 3251 code for a protein of 986 amino acids. The record is from RefSeq and is a predicted model, not a curated record.